AAUAAGAUAACAACUCUCUUACCCGGUAACCUCUACCCGCCAAAAAAAAAAGGGGAAGGAAAAAUACAACCACCAACACCGCCUCCGUCAACCACCCACCGACUGACCGACGGCCACUACUUUUACCACUCCGGCACCGUAAACCACCGGCGGCCGUUCCUCCUAAUCUCUAUCAUUAUUAGGUAUAUCUAACCAUCAAUUUCUUCCACAUCAAUUUAUUUUAGCUUUCUAUAUCUAUACAUUUCAUCAAUUCUUUCCCCCAAUUAUAUACAUAGAGUCAUAGACGUAUAUAUAAUCAAUAGAUAGAUAUUACAAUUUGUAUAUAUAUAUAAUCAUACAUAUAUAUAUGAUUUAAUAUGAUUUGAAAUGCCUAAUUCAUCUGAAUUAAAAGAUACACAACUUCAAUUACAAACCCUAACCCUAAGUUUAACUCUGAUUCCUGGUCUUCCACAUGAUUUAGCUGCUUUAAUUCUUGCUUAUAUUCCUUAUUGUUAUCAUGACAAGUUAAAGUCUAUUUCUAAGUCAUGGAAACAGUUUUUUUCGUCUAAAAUCGUACACUCGAUUCGUCGUAAACUUGUUCCGGAUAGUAAAGUGUCUCAUUUGUUGUGUAUUUUUCCACAAGAUCCAUUAGUUUCUUCACCGUAUGUUUUCGAUUGCGAGAAUGGUGCGUGGUGUUGUAUUCCGCCUAUGCCUUGUAAUCCUCAUGUGUAUGGUUUGUGUAAUUUUGUGUCAAUUUCGUAUGGGAGUAGUUUGUAUGUGAUUGGCGGGUCGGUUUUUGAUACGCGGUCGUUUCCGUUGGACCGGCCGUCGCCGUCUGACGCGGUUUAUAGGUAUGAUUUUGUGAAAAGGAGUUGGGAUGUGAUGCCGUCGAUGAUAGCGGCACGUGGGAGCUUUGCGUGUGCUGCGGUGGAUGGGAGAGGUAGGAUUGUGGUGGCUGGUGGUGGGUCGAGACAUGCGUUGUUUGGUGCUGCGGGGAGUAGGAUGAGUGAUGCGGAGAUGUUUGAUAUUGGGAGGAAUGAAUGGGUUGCGUUGGAUGGGUUGCCUCGGUUUCGGGCAGGGUGUGUUGGGUUUAUAGUGGGGAAUGAGUUUUGGGUUAUGGGUGGGUAUGGUGAGUCGAGGACGAUUAUGGGUGUUUUUCCAGUGGACGACUAUUAUAAGAAUGCGGUUGUGAUGCCGUUGAAGAACGGUGGGUUUGGAAGUUGGAGAGAGGUUGGGGACAUGUGGGAAGAAGGGGACAGAAGCCAGCUUGGAAGAAUUGCAGUCGUUGAGGAUGCAAAUGGUGGUUUUCCUGGAAUUUUCAUGCUCGAUAAGAAUGAGAUAUUCAGGUAUGAAAUGACUUCAAAUCGCUGGUGGAAGGAAACUACCUUGCCAAAAAGAGCUAUAGAUGAGUCAGCGGUGGGGUUUGUUGCUCUAAAUGGUGAGCUACUUGUUUUGGCCUGUCACAAUGGAAAUGGUUCGGUAGAGAACCGAAGGUUGAGACGACAUAAGAGGUUAACGUCUCUCUUCCUACAAAUAUACCAUCCUGGUUACAAGAUAUGGAGGACCCUAAUCACCAAACCACCAGUUCAGCAACCUAUAGAUUUCAAAACCGCAGUUAUGUGCACUAUUCGUCUCUAAACUGGAUUAUAUCUUUGAUGCGCCUGAAGCAAGAGUAGUAGUAGCCUUAUAUUGUUGUAAAGUUUUAUUGUAUAGCAUGCUUAUUGAUAUUGAUACCACCAUCCAUUUACCAUCCUAAAAAAUGUAUGUAUUUCAGGGUUAUUAUUGUAUAUAAGAAAAAUAAACAAGUUUGUGCGUUA
Messenger RNA from Erigeron canadensis, 1796 nucleotides. RefSeq names its product F-box/kelch-repeat protein OR23-like. The coding region runs from base 367 to 1617 and encodes 416 amino acids. Lineage: Eukaryota; Viridiplantae; Streptophyta; Magnoliopsida; Asterales; Asteraceae. The transcript has 2 exons. The record is from RefSeq and is a predicted model, not a curated record. Gene Ontology annotation, molecular function: protein binding.